Messenger RNA from Hermetia illucens (black soldier fly), 1351 nucleotides. RefSeq names its product putative odorant receptor 71a. NCBI's taxonomy places the organism in Eukaryota, Metazoa, Arthropoda, Insecta, Diptera, Stratiomyidae. Gene Ontology annotation, biological process: detection of chemical stimulus involved in sensory perception of smell; sensory perception of smell. The coding region runs from base 271 to 1065 and encodes 264 amino acids. Gene Ontology annotation, cellular component: plasma membrane. Gene Ontology annotation, molecular function: odorant binding; olfactory receptor activity. The transcript is spliced from 4 exons. The record is from RefSeq and is a predicted model, not a curated record.
UGAGUGUUCUCGGUAUCUGGCCGUUAAAGGACAACAUUUUUCGGUCUUCAUUUAAGCUGUUCACUUUCAUGAGUAUCUGUGUGUCGGGCACGGGGCUAGUAACCAUAGAUGGCUUUCAACAAACGAAACUAUCAAGGAUUUUCGUUAAUGCAUUAUACUCCGCUAAUGGCUUACUUACAUUGUUAAAGGCAGUGAUUCUAUACAAGAAAUCCCAUCAAAUCGAAAUAUUCUUACUAAAGAUGGAUGAAAUAUCUUUUUUCUCAGCACUAGAUGAAAGAGUUAAUAACUAAACGAAUUGAACGCCUACGAAAACUACUCUGCGUCCUAUUUUCAUCAGUUGUAGUCGCGAUAUUCGUUGAGCCAUUGCUCACUCGCAAAAUCACAGAAACUCGUCCUAUUCCUAUCUGGUAUCCUUUCGAGUGGGAGAGGAAAUUGUAUCUGUCUCUGACCCUAUACUUAUAUGAAAUUGCAGUUACUAUUUCCUUACUAAUUAUCAUAGUAUCUAUAGACACGUUUGUUGGGAGUGUUCUUCUAAUAAUUGGUGGUCAGCUGGAGUCCUUAGGAUAUCGAUUGAAAAGCUUGUCAACCGAUAAUGGAAGUAUCUGGCGAAUGCAGUUCAAAAACUGUGCUGAAGACUAUUACCAAAUAUACCAAUUAUGCAAAAAAUUUGAAGAGAUUUUCUCAACGAUGAUAUCCUUUCAAGCCAUGUUCAGCUGCUUAAUGAUAUGCUUGAGCGGAUAUGCACUUAUUCGGGCCGAAACUUCCGAAGAUUCCAUGCGCUUCUUCUUGUUUUUCCUGUGUAUGCCCUAUCAAGUAUUCUUUCCAUGCUUUGCAGGAAAUCAGGUUGCAGAAAAGUCAGAGAAGCUCCUAUUUUAUCUAUACUCCUCUAAUUGGCCGGAAAUUGAUACACGUUACAAAAAGAUGCUGCUACUUUUUAGCAUCAAAUUAAAUCGUCCGAUUAUUAUAAGAUUCGGAUUCAUCAAGCAACUACGACUAAGGACAUUCACGGAGGUCGUGGAUAUUUCAUACAAAAUAUACGCCGUACUUCAACAUGCGCAAAAAUAGGGAAAAUGGACAAUUUGUAUUUGCUUCAGAUGGGUAGAUUUAUAGUACACUAUCUAAUUAGAAAUUGAAUAGAAAGGCUUUCCAUUGUAUUUACAUAACCAUAACAUAAGAAAACCGUAAGGACAUAUUUACAAUGCACAUAAUGAAAUGUCACUUAACGCAAGGCACUCAGUGCAAGACUACUUAAGAUUGAUGCUCUCUCUCCGGAGUUCUGGCAGUUGUCCGAGGUGUCACGUUCUUCUUUUCCCGUUAAUUAACUGUCAAUCUUUGUAGACCUUGCCAACCC